AUGCGGUUGGCGGAAGAAGCACGGCUGGCAGAAGAAGCGCGGGUGGCGGAAGAAGCGCGGGUGGCAGAAGAAGCGCGGGUGGCGGAAGAAGCGCGGGUGGCGGAAGAAGCGCGGGUGGCGGAAGAAGCGCGGGUGGCGGAAGAAGCCAAGCUGCGUUCAGAGAGGGAG
Symbiodinium pilosum is the source of this 168-nucleotide messenger RNA. The record is from the annotation of a GenBank genome assembly. Lineage: Eukaryota; Dinophyceae; Suessiales; Symbiodiniaceae.